Messenger RNA from Racocetra persica, 774 nucleotides. NCBI's taxonomy places the organism in Eukaryota, Fungi, Glomeromycota, Glomeromycetes, Diversisporales, Gigasporaceae. The record is from the annotation of a GenBank genome assembly.
CAAUUUCCAGAAAGGCUCCAACAUCUUUUGACAAGUUCAAAACCAGGCUUGGAUACAGAAUCGAUAGUGUAUCCUCAGUAUGAAACAAGGGGAGAUCUGAAAAAGGCAGUAGAGUUAUUUUGUACAUGGUUAGAACAAAAGGUCAAGGAAAAUGAAGAAGAAAUAAAUUCACACGAUAGAAAGGGUGAUGUAUGGGUUUGUCUAAUUGGACAUUCAAUGGGUGGCAUAUUAGCCGCAGACACAAUUCUUAAAUAUGCGUCCCAAAAUGACCCAACUCCCCCAAAAAUUAUUGGGUUAUUUGCUUUUGAUACACCAUAUUAUGGUGUACACGAGAAAGUUUUUUCAAAAGCCACACUAGAACGCGCAGCUGGUGCUGCACUUGUUGGUGGUGCUGUAUAUUCGCAAAAAGAUAAUGUUAGUAAUGGUGUAGAGUGGUUAGGAAGCCACUUGGAAUAUGUGGGUGUUUUGUGGAAAAAGGAAGAGCUAAAGCAAAGGGUAGAAAACUUUGUAAAAGUACCAGAUAUCACUUUUCAUUGCUUUUAUACACAGAUCCCUACCACUGCUCCUUAUUCGUCACCACGUACAUUUAUUGUUCUUCCACCACCUGAAAUGUUAACAUAUUUUUCGCCUACUAUAUGCACUUCAAAAGAUGAAAUUGAUGCACAUAUUUAUAUGUUUGAUCCAGAAUUUAACAGCUAUUAUUAUGAUCUCGGGCAUGUUAGUGCUAGACGAAUAAUUGAUAUGGUGGAUAAAUGGGAAGAAACAAAUAAUUGA